AAUCCAUAAUAACAGCUCAUCUCCAGUAAGCAGAGAUAAAAGGCUUUCCGCAAUCUUCCGUUCCGCACUGCAGGAAGUCGUCUACUCCUCUCAAACCCGAAACGAAGCGAACCCGAAAUAUCGGGACGGAAACGAUAUGGAUCCGUGCCCAUUCGUCCGAAUCCUCGUCGAAUCGCUCACACUCAAGCUUCCCUUCGCCUCCAAACCGGCCGGUUCGGGCGUCCACCCUUCCUCCACUCCUUGCUUCUGCAAAAUCCGACUCAAGAACUUUCCUUCCCAAACUGCCCUUCUCCCUCUCGACUCCAACGACUCGUCGUCUUCCCCCAACGGCGGCGCCUCCUCUCCUUCCGUCUCCUUCCACUUGGAUCCGCAGCACCUCGGUCGGCUCUCCGGUAAGCCUACCGCCCUCCACGUGUCGGUCUACACAGGCCGAAUGGGGCGCACGUGCGGCGUCCGAUCGGGGAAGACACUGGGACGUGUGCGGGUGGAGAUCGACAUGGGCGGGGCGGACGGUCGGGCGUGCGUGUUCCAGAACGGUUGGGUUGGGAUUGGGAAGGAAGGGAAGCCGUCGGCCCGGCUCUACCUCGUGGUCCGGGCCGAACCGGACCCCCGGUUCGUCUUCCAGUUCGGGGGCGAACCGGAAUGCAGCCCGGUCGUCUUCCAGAUACGGGAGAACAAUGACAUCAGGCAGCCGGUCUUCAGCUGCAAGUUCAGCGCGGACCGGAACCCGAGAUCUCGGUCUCUGCAAUUAGAUCCUGGCAAAAACACAAGGGGAUGGUUGAAUUCCUUUGGAAAUGAGAAAGAGCGUCAGGGAAGAGAGCGUAAAGGAUGGAUGAUCAUGAUACAUGAUCUUUCUGGCUCGCCCGUGGCUGCUGCAUCAAUGAUUACCCCAUUUGUCCCCUCUCCAGGUUCAGAUCGUGUGUCCCGCUCAAACCCAGGCGCAUGGCUCAUCCUCCGUCCACACGGAUUCUCUGUCAGCAGCUGGAAGCCAUGGGGCCGGCUGGAGGCCUGGCGAGAGAGAGGCUCCACUGAUGCACUGGGUUACAAGCUUGAGCUUGUGACAGACUCAGGCCCCAACGCUGGAAUUCCCAUUGCUGAAGGUACUUUGAGUGUCCGAAAAGGUGGUCUAUUCUGUAUCGACACAAGCACAGGUGGGGAUGUUUUGCACAGUUUGUGGCCUUUUGGGAGAGGGUAUGUGAUGGGUUCGACUGUAGAAGGUGAAGGGAAGGUCAGCAAGCCAAUAGUGCAAGUCGGUAUGCAACAUGUGACGUGCAUGGCUGAUGCUGCAGUCUUUAUAGCUCUUUCGGCUGCCAUAGACCUGAGCAUGGAUGCGUGCCGGUUAUUCUCAAGGAAGCUGAGGAAGGAGCUUUGCCAUGAUCGGCAAGAUUACAUCUUGUAAUUGCAUCCACCUGCUUUAAUCUCUCGCAAAAUUGCUGCAAUGAUGCACUGAUGAUCAAUGGUUGCUUGUGAUUUAAGAGCCUUUGGUUUGAGUAUCAGAAAGAGAUUGGCUUUUUUCCUCCCUUAUUUGGUCAUCCAGAUUUUAUUUUUUUUGUUCUGAUUCUUUUUUCGGUCUCUUUUUGCUAGCCUUUGGUUUGAUUUUUCAGGCCAACCUUGAUUGAUUGCUCGUGAUAUUCAAUCUCUCUUUCUCUCUCUCUCUCUCUCUCUCUCUCUCUCUCUCUCUCUCUCUCAUCCUUUUGUUUCUUUGAUUUGAUUAGAUAAUGUGGGUUCUGUCAAUAUCUGAGGGAUGAGGUCGUGUUUCUACAUACAAUGUUUAUGUCAGUUUGUAACUUCAUACAGAUUGAACUGUACAGACAGAAAUAUAAGUUGGUUCUAUUUACUUUU
Molecule: messenger RNA, 1842 nt
Organism: Magnolia sinica
Lineage: Eukaryota; Viridiplantae; Streptophyta; Magnoliopsida; Magnoliales; Magnoliaceae
Exons: 2
Coding region: 137-1399 (420 amino acids)
Source: RefSeq, a predicted model, not a curated record